GCCAGUAACAGCACGAGCAGCGGUACGGUACAAACCGGUAACAGUACGAGCAGCGACACGGUAAAAGCGGGUAACAGUACUGGCAGUGGUAAGAGCAAGCCUAGUAACGGUGCGAGCAGCGGAACGGUGAAAACCAGUGACAGUACGAAUAACGGUACGGUAAAGGCGGGUAACAGUACGGGCAGCGGUACGAGCAAGCCCAGAAACAGCACGAGCAGCGAUACGAUACAAACCGGUAACAGUACGAGCAGCGGUACGGUAAAGGCUGGUAACAGUACUAGCAGUGGUACGAGCAGGGCUAGUAACAGUACGAGCGGCGGUACCGUGAAGCCCAGUAGCAAUACAACCAGCGGUAGCGAAAAGGCCAGCGGUAUGGUAAAUGCGAGUAUUAGUACAAAUGCCAGUAACAGUACGAGCAACGGUACGGUAAAGACCAAUGGCAAUACGAGCGGUAGUACGGCAACAACCAGUAACGGUGGGAGCAGUGGUACGAGUAUGACCAGAAACGAUACAAGCAGCGGUACGAAUAAUGCUGUUAACAGACCCAGCAACGGUACCGUUAAGGCCAGUAACAGUACGAGCGGCAGUACGAACAAGGCCAGUAGCAACGGUACGUUAAGCCGUAACAGUACAAACAGCGGUACGAACAAGGCCAGUAGCAACGGUACGUUUGGCGGUAACAGUACGAACAGCGGUUCGAGCAAGGCGCGUAACAAUACGACCAGCGGCACGGUAAAGGAAAGUAGUAGCUCCGGCAAGAACAUCAGCAGCACAAGCAGCGGCGAGGAAAAGGGUGGCGGGAUCUCAGGCGGGGCGAGCAGCGGAAUCAACGGCGAAAAAAACGCAGGUGGGAAAACCGGCGGAGAGACGAGCGGCAGUGGCGGCGGCACGGCUGAAGCGGCGUCCGCAUCCGUGGGAGGGUGCGAUGUGGCCAAAGGAAGAUGGGUGCCGUCACAUGAACCACCUCCGUACACGGGAUUCACAUGCACAACGCUGCGGGCGUACGAGAACUGCCAGAAAAACAAGCGCCCCGACUCCACUUACCUCAACUGGCAGUGGCAGCCCGACGACUGCGACUUGACAAGGUUCGACCCAGCUGCAUUUGCAAGCCGCUUCAGAAACAAGGUGCUUGGCAUUUCAGGCGACUCCUUCUCCUCCAACUUUGGUAGCUCUAUCCGCUGCAUCAUCGCCUCCUUCACCACCACCAAGGACUUCACGUCCACGUGGUACGGGCAGGAUGUGCGCGGGUACAAGGUGCCGGCGUACAACAUCACCUUCCUCUCGCUCUCUGCCGUCUUCCUAGUUGACGCCACGCCCAUGGGUGCUGCCAAGAGCAGUGGCACCUGGAAAAUUCACCUGGACAAGCCCAAGGAGGUUUGGGCAUCCGUGCUUCGCUUCCUGGACAUCUUCAUCUUCAACACUGGCCAUUGGUUUGUAAAU
Messenger RNA from Closterium sp. Naga37s-1, 1440 nucleotides. The record is from the annotation of a GenBank genome assembly. NCBI's taxonomy places the organism in Eukaryota, Viridiplantae, Streptophyta, Zygnematophyceae, Desmidiales, Closteriaceae.